AUGUUUUUGGAAUCCUUAGCCACAGCCGGACUCCUCCUGGACAAAGGCGAACUGGAGCCCAACCCAGUAUCAGACUUCACCACCAUACUCCAUCUCGACUUGAAGACCCCCAAUAUGUUCGUCGGAGCCAAUACCUCAGACCGCUUCCGUGGGUACCCAUUGCCCAAGAUGGGUGACUUCGGCCUAUGCUGGACCCCAGCCAACGGCCCUCACGGCCUGAAGAACCAGAAAUGCUGCGGUACUCCGUUCAACAAACCACCCGAGCAGCACCUCGCUGGAAAGGACGAUAGUAUGCUGGCAAUGGACUCCAAGACCAAUGUCUGGGGUGUGGGAAAUCUAAUGUGGAGCCUCAUCGAGCAAGAAGUCGGCGACCAUCGUGCUAAAUGGGAGACGACUGAGCCCCUCAACGACUACGAUCCUGAUAGGCUCGACGUGCCACAAUCCAGAGACCUGUCGAUGACUCGCUAUAGCGUCUACCUUCGUGGACUCAUCCAGAUAUGUCUUUCGUACAACUCCGCUCAGCGCCCCGACUUCGAAGACGUCUUGCGCACCAUCCGACUGCAUUAUGACGCCAAUCCAGUAUUACGCAAUUUACUAGGCCGCGGUGAGGAUGAUCCGGCCUUUAAACCGGACUCGGCGAACUCGAUCAAGGCGUUCAUGAAGACAGGCGAGACGUGGAAGUGGGCCAGACUCGGCGCUCCUUUGGACGAUGCACCUAAGCCCAAGGCAGCUGGUGGUCGGCGUGACUUGCCGCGUGUGCCGCCGUUGCGGUUCGAUCAUGAUGGUGGUGAUCACGAUCAGCCACCGGGAGGGGUUCCUGGUCCAGGUAUAAAAGCCUUACGACCACAGAGAAGGCCACGACCACAGCCGUCGGCUACUUCCACCUACAGGUCCUCCACCGGCGAUGGGCGGAGGAGAAGAACUGCAAGGCCCGAUGGAGCGGCUUCGACGGGCGAUGGGCGAAGGAAAGGCACUGCGGGAUCUGGCGGGGCGGCAGUGCCGCCUCCUAUCGGCCAGGACGCUGUUCCAACGACCACCCGUCCGGGUUCCCAGAGGCCCGCGGGCGCGGGAGCUGGUGCAACAAGUACAGUUGCUGUGCCUAAGAAGGCUGUUUUGAAGCUCAAAAACACACGCCCACCACCUACUGGACCGCGCGAAUCGGUAUCAGCUGAGCCUAGCGCGGAGGAAGCGGACGCAAUUGUCCCUCCUGCCCAGCACCCCGCAGUGCAAGAAUGCAGAUGUCGAUGCAAGCAGAAGGCCAGUUGUCUGCACAGGUGCUGCAAACGCCACCUAGACGGGUAUGUGAGAGGAGGGAGUCAGCAGAUGGUAGAUGACGUCAAGGAAGGGAAGAAAGCCCUGGCUGGUAAGACGGGAGGAAAGAGCGCAGGUAAAACUGCUGCCAAAAAGACAAUUCUUGGCAAGAGGACUGUCGGAAGCAAGACUGACGACUCUCGUGGCGAAGCGGACGGUGCUGAGCCUGGUGAAGAGUAUCUGGAAGUGGAAGGCGAUGGCGCUACGACUGUAUGGGCGGUGGUAGGAUCUCGUAAGCGUAAGCCAGCACCUGAUGUUGCGGGCCCUGCGAGAAGGAAGAUGCCAAGGCGUGGAUGA
Messenger RNA from Recurvomyces mirabilis, 1608 nucleotides. RefSeq lists its product as uncharacterized. Gene Ontology annotation, molecular function: protein serine/threonine kinase activity; ATP binding. The record is from RefSeq and is a predicted model, not a curated record. Gene Ontology annotation, cellular component: membrane; cytoplasm; cytosol. Lineage: Eukaryota; Fungi; Ascomycota; Dothideomycetes; Mycosphaerellales; Teratosphaeriaceae. The transcript has 3 exons. The coding region runs from base 1 to 1608 and encodes 535 amino acids. Gene Ontology annotation, biological process: peptidyl-serine phosphorylation; protein autophosphorylation; regulation of autophagy.